Messenger RNA from Arabidopsis thaliana (thale cress), 1508 nucleotides. Its product is annotated as myosin-J heavy chain-like protein (Protein of unknown function, DUF593). Gene Ontology annotation, cellular component: membrane. The record is from RefSeq and is marked reviewed. The coding region runs from base 260 to 1234 and encodes 324 amino acids. NCBI's taxonomy places the organism in Eukaryota, Viridiplantae, Streptophyta, Magnoliopsida, Brassicales, Brassicaceae. The transcript is spliced from 2 exons. Gene Ontology annotation, molecular function: myosin XI tail binding.
CUUUAAUACACAAAACUUUUCCCCACAAAAGUGUUUUUUGACAUCUUUCUGAGCCAAAUUUGGGGACUAGCUCGUCGACAAAACUCGUGUUCUUCUACAAAUUUACAAGGUAUAAUGAGAUUCUUUUCUUGAUUUCAUUUAUAAGAUUCUUCUUCUCUAGAAGCUUAGACAAAAAAAAACUUCAGAUUCUACGAACUAUAGUGGUUGAAGUAAUUUAUUGAAUAGAAAUUUUGCAUAUAGUGUUUUUGCAAUCAGAGAUAUGGUAGGAAGAAGCUAUAGCUUAGAAACGCGUGGAUUUGAGUCCACCACAGAUCUUAGAAUAGCUCUUUAUGAAAUGAAAGAAGAUGUGCAGAGACUUGAGGAAGAGUUGGAUGCUGAGAGAGAAGCUACUGCUACGUCAGCGAGUGAAGCCAUGUCUGUGAUACUUAGGCUACAAGGCGAGAAAGCGUUGCUUGCUAUGGAAGCUAGCCAGUACAAGAGAAUGGUUGAGGAGAGAAUGUCUCAUGUUGAGUUGUCAAUGGAGCUUUUGGAGGAUUUGAAUUACCAGAAAGAAGUUGAAAUCAAGAAUCUUGAGUGUGACUUACAUGCUUAUAGAUGUAAGCUUAUGAGUUUGGGAUGGAGUGGACUUGAUGAUGAGGAUUGUAUUAGAUUUUGCGAUAGAUCUCAAACACCGUCUCCAGAACCGAAUGAGACGGUUCUUGUGGAGAAGGGUGUUAUAGAGCAGAGCUUGGAUUCAAGAAGAGAUCAUGAGAAGAAUUUAGAUUUGAAUUGGGAAAAGAUCAAGAAGGUGGAUGAGCAGUUGAAAGAGCUUACAGAUUUUCGAGAUUCUGUAAGAGAUCAAUACAAGAUUUUGAAGCAGGAGACAACUUCUGUUUCUGAAACUAAGAAUGGGGAAAAAGGUAUGUGUAAACCUGAUUUGUUGGUGAAAAAGAUGUCCAAGAAAUCAUUGAAACAGAAAAGAGAUAAAAGUAUCAAGAGAGAUCAAGCACUAGGAAGUUGUUCUGCAAAUGAUGCAGAGUAUCAAGCCGAGUUACAGCGGUUGAGAGAGCGAGUAGAGCGACUAGAGCAGGAGAGAUGCAACAAAGAGCCAGCUCAAACUAGUGGAGUAAGUCAAGAAAAUAUGAAUCUGCAGAGAAAAUCAGAAGAAGAGUUAAGUUCUAUGCAAUCUGCAAUGUUUAGUUAUGACUCAGCUAUUGUUUCUGUUCAAGAGGCAAUGCUUUACUUCUGGCUAUGAGACACCCUCUCGUCCAGAGUUGACGGCUUUAGAGCGAGUUAUGAUAUCUACAAAUAGCGAGUUGAUUUUAUAGAAAAGUAUACAAACCUUGAGAACCUUAUAGUGAUAUAUUAAGAUUAGUUUGUCAUUAAAUAUUGUACUUGCAUUCGUUUUUUGUUUGAAGUAAGAUUCACAUCUUGUGUAAAGUUUGAGACUUUGAGAAACAGAUCUUCUUCUGUUUUCUAGAUAUCUCAUGGUUUUGAUCAUACUUUAUCAUAUUUUGGUGGACAAAAUG